AUGCUCUGCGCCACUGGCCGCCUCCUAGCGGCCCGGGCGGCGACCACGCUGUCCGCCCCGCCCAAGUCCCGGGGCUCCGCGUUCCGCUGCCGGCGGAGGGAACUACACUUCCCAGAGCACCCCGAGCUGCUCUUCUGUGACUCCUCGGCGGGGUGGCUGACGAGACCGAGCGUGCCUCCGGGCCGGAGGGCGGUCCUGAGGAGGGGGAGGAUGCCGCCGGCCAUGGGCGGAGGCCUGGCCGGGCCCGAGCCGCGUCCCCGGAGGGGCCGCAGUGCCUCCCAGGCUGCUAGGGCCGCGGGUACUGAGGCGGCGGCGCGAAGCCCCAAACGGCCUGCCCGGGGCUCGUGGCGCUUCGAGGCGGUCGGCCGGUGGGUCCCGCUGGCCCUGGUGACGCUGCUGUCCUUCGCCACCCGCUUCCACCGUCUGGAGGAGCCGCGGCACAUCUGUUGGGAUGAGACUCACUUUGGAAAAAUGGGAAGCUACUAUAUCAACCGCACCUUCUUCUUUGACGUGCACCCGCCCCUGGGAAAGAUGCUGAUCGGUCUUGCUGGCUACCUGAGUGGAUAUGAUGGUACCUUUUUGUUCCAGAAGCCUGGAGACAAAUAUGAGCACCACAGCUACAUAGGAAUGAGAGGAUUCUGUGCAUUCCUUGGUUCCUGGCUGGUCCCCUUCGCCUACCUCACUGUAUUGGAUCUGUCCAGGUCCCUGCCGGCAGCACUGCUCACUGCUGCCCUCCUCACCUUUGACACAGGAUGCCUUACACUGUCCCAGUACAUUCUCCUUGACCCCAUCCUGAUGUUCUUCAUCAUGGCUGCCAUGCUGAGCAUGGUCAAGUACAACUCCUGCGCUGACAGGCCUUUCUCUGCCCCCUGGUGGUUCUGGCUCAGCCUGACGGGCAUCAGCCUCGCUGGUGCGUUAGGUGUCAAGUUUGUUGGCCUCUUUAUCAUCCUGCAAGUGGGAUUGAACACCAUUGCAGACCUUUGGCACCUGUUUGGAGACCUCAGUAUUUCACUGAUGACGGUGGGGAAACACCUGACUGCUCGCAUCCUGUGCCUCAUAGUGCUGCCUCUGGCUCUCUACACGGCCAUAUUUGCUGUGCACAUCACAGUGCUGAAUAAAAGCGGUCCUGGUGAUGGUUUCUUCAGUUCUGCCUUCCAGGCCCGGCUUUCAGGGAAUAACCUGCACAAUGCGUCCAUCCCCGAACACCUGGCCUACGGCUCUGUGAUCACCGUGAAGAACCUGAAGAUGGCUAUCGGCUACCUGCACUCCCACCCACACCUCUACCCCGAGGGUGUCGGCGCUCGCCAGCAGCAGGUCACCACCUAUUUGCACAAGGACUACAACAACCUGUGGAUCAUCAAGAAGCAUAACACAGACUCAGAUCCCCUCGACCCUUCGUCCCCAGUGGAGUUUGUGAGACAUGGAGACAUCAUUCGGCUAGAACACAAACAGACUUCUCGCAACUUGCACAGCCACUAUCAUGAGGCCCCCCUGACCCGGAAGCACUAUCAGGUCACUGGCUAUGGAAUAAAUGGGACAGGGGAUUCGAAUGACUUUUGGCGGAUAGAGGUUGUAAACAGAAAAUUUGGAAACCGAAUCAAAGUGCUGAGAAGUCGAUUUCGCCUCAUCCAUCUGGUCACAGGCUGUGUCCUGGGCUCGUCAGGAAAGGUUCUGCCCAAGUGGGGCUGGGAGCAGCUGGAAGUUACUUGCACCCCUUACCUAAAAGAAACCCUCAACUCCAUCUGGAAUGUGGAGGACCAUAUCAAUCCCAAACUGCCAAACAUCAGCCUGGAGGUGCUUCAGCCCAGUUUUCCUGAGAUCUUGCUGGAGUCCCACAUGGUCAUGAUCCGGGGCAACAAUGGCCUCAAACCCAAGGACAAUGAGUUCACGUCUAAACCCUGGCACUGGCCUAUCAACUAUCAGGGCCUGCGCUUCUCAGGGGCCAAUGACACGGACUUCCGCGUCUAUCUGCUUGGCAACCCGGUGGUUUGGUGGCUGAAUCUGCUGAGCAUUGCUGUCUACCUCCUCUCGGGGAGCAUCAUUGCUGUAGCCAUGCAGAGAGGGGUGCAGCUGCCAGCGGAGGUCGAAGGGCUGUCCCAGGUCCUGCUGCGAGGAGGUGGCCAGGUCCUGCUCGGCUGGAUGCUGCACUACUUCCCGUUCUUCCUGAUGGGCCGCGUCCUGUACUUCCACCACUACUUCCCAGCCAUGCUCUUCUCCAGCAUGUUGACAGGCAUCCUGUGGGACACCCUCCUGCGGCUCUGUGCCUGGCGCUUGGCCAAGGGCAUCCAUGUGGUGGGAAUCCUGAGCCUGCUCCUGGGAACUGCCUACAGCUUCUACCUCUUCCAUCCUCUGGCUUAUGGGAUGGUUGGUCCUCUAGCCCAGGACCCCGAGAGUCCGAUGGCAGGACUAAGGUGGCUGGAAUCAUGGGACUUUUGAGGCUACUGUAAAGACUCCAGCCUGGCGCCAGGAACUGCCCCGGGACAGCCAGCUGUGGAGCCAAACCCUGGACCCUUCUGACUGUGGAUGAAGCCGCCUGAGGAGCUUGGAGAAUUCUGCUUCCUGCCAGGACCUGCCAGGACCAAGCUCUGGGAGUCCAACGCUGGGAGCGCCACAAUGCUGUGUGCAGCACCUGCGGGGGUGGCGUCUCAGCCCACUCCCCUGUGAGCAGGACGGGCAGGGGGCAUGUGCACAGGGUGGGAGUGCCUGGGAGAUGGUGCCCCGUGGAGUGGGCCUUGUAACUGGACAGUCAGUGGCAUAAACUCUAGAAAGCCCAGGACUGCAGUGACAUUUUCUUGUGUUCUUUCCACACUGGGUUUGCUUUGGUUUUGGUUUGUAAGACCCAUCAAAACGUCUACCUCCACCAGGGCCCCAACAGCUGAGAGUGCCGGCCCCAAGGGCAGAGCAGAUGGGACCAUCACAGUGAACCCAGCUGAGGUGGGCAAGCGCUCCGAGCCCCCAGGGACUGCUGCUCAGGGGCCUGUCUGUGGUAGACCAGAGCACCAGGCUCUGGGGAGCAGGGUGGCCGGGAAGGCGGCAGCCUCGGGUCAGCCUUCCUUAGCCCUCUGGGGGUGUCACACCGUGAGAUUGGCAGUAGGAGCCGUGUCCUGUGCUUGGCCACUCUGUAGCCCCAGGCCUGGGCAUGCUAGAGGGGACUUCUCUCUGUCCCUCAGUUUCCCCCUGCUUCUGGCCUGGCCCUGAGGCUGGCCUUUGAGGAUGCUUUUGUGACAGCUGAGCCAGCUGAGAGCGGUAGGCGCGUGGUGCAGGCUCCCUGAGGGCACCGGGGUGUGCACUGCCCCGGCCUGUCUGCCUGAACGCCACUGUCGCCUGCUGGGCCUUCCCAGUGCCGCUGCUCCAGCCCUCCCCGCGGACGUCUCCCGGCUCAGCCCUGGGGCAUCUCCCCCUCCUCUGUCACAGUUUCACCUGCCUCUUUCUCCCCGAAGACCCCAAACACCGAGAACUGAAAAGCAUGGCUGCUUCUCCUGCUUAGCGCUUUGAAGUUGAGGCCAGCUCAGCGCUCUGCUGCGCUUCCUUCCCAAAGGGAUGAAGAACACCCUUGGGUUGGGGGGAGCGGAGCCCAGGCCAGCACCCCAGCCAGCCUCCCUUGGCGCCGGCUUCGUCUCCGAGGACUCAAAGCCCCGAGGUCUAAUGAUGAGUUUGCUGCUCUCCAUCUUUCCCCUGUGCAGCUUCCAGCGACUCUUGACAGGGCCUGAGUGCUUUAAAGCGGCCGGGGAGGCGGUUGCCAUGGAGACUGGAAAUCAGUCCCAGGGACAGGUCGUGCUAUCUACUGGGCUGUGGGGAGGGAAGCUUCUGGGCCAUGCUCGGACAUUCAGACAAGCUGUCAUUAAUGUUAAUAGAGGAAACCGGCGAUGUCAAAAGCAAGGCAGCUUGGUUAAUUAGAUCUGGGGCCAGAUGACCUCCCUCUCCCACGGCUGCAGCCCUUUUGAUUUCCCCCAGCAGGAAGCCGCCUGUGCCGAGCCUGGGCUGCUUGCUUAAUUGCAUCUCUGGCAAGGAUGGAGAAGCUCUGCUCCCUCUUUUCCGCACCCCAGGCACAGCUGCUUGCUUCGACUGGGCGGGGGCCCCAUCGGGGUGAGCUCUCCUGGAGGUGGAGCACAGGAGGCCGUGCUUGGCUCUCAGCAGAGAAGUUGGCCUCCCCGACCUCCAGAGGUGGCUGAUGCUCCUUGGGGCUUCUUAUUUCCCAGCAGGAAGUUACUGGAAGGAGCAGCUCUGUGGGGCAGGCUCAGCCGGCUUCCUGGUCACCCUCCCUCCCUCCCUUCCCAGUUUGGCCACCCUGGGAGCAGCAAGAGUCCUAGGUCCGAUCUGCUGCUUUCCAGGGGUGGACGAAGGAGAAUUCUCUGCCCUCUCCCUCCUCCUCCAUGCUCUAACCAGCAGCCCGGUGCACACAGGGCUUGGAGCUUUGAGUGCCUGGCUUCUGUCCGGAGGAGGCUGCUGCUCCGGAUGGGGCUCCAGCCCCGGGGAUGAGCAGGAAUGGUAGGUGUCCCACUCCCAGCCAUGGUCAGCCCAGCCUCCAGCAGCUCCUUGAGCCACGUUUUAUUAAUAAUAAAGAGAAAAUGAAAGUUUCCAGAGAUAAGUGAAGGCCAUUGACUUUUGUAAUAAAUAGCUCUUGUUUUGAA
Messenger RNA from Oryctolagus cuniculus (rabbit), 4631 nucleotides. RefSeq names its product protein O-mannosyltransferase 2 (gene POMT2). The record is from RefSeq and is a predicted model, not a curated record. Gene Ontology annotation, cellular component: membrane; endoplasmic reticulum. Gene Ontology annotation, biological process: protein O-linked glycosylation via mannose. Gene Ontology annotation, molecular function: dolichyl-phosphate-mannose-protein mannosyltransferase activity. NCBI's taxonomy places the organism in Eukaryota, Metazoa, Chordata, Mammalia, Lagomorpha, Leporidae.